Hemicordylus capensis (graceful crag lizard) is the source of this 16109-nucleotide messenger RNA. RefSeq names its product calcium voltage-gated channel subunit alpha1 E (gene CACNA1E). The transcript is spliced from 48 exons. The coding region runs from base 183 to 7076 and encodes 2297 amino acids. Gene Ontology annotation, cellular component: membrane; neuronal cell body; voltage-gated calcium channel complex. The record is from RefSeq and is a predicted model, not a curated record. NCBI's taxonomy places the organism in Eukaryota, Metazoa, Chordata, Lepidosauria, Squamata, Cordylidae. Gene Ontology annotation, biological process: calcium ion import across plasma membrane; chemical synaptic transmission. Gene Ontology annotation, molecular function: calcium ion binding; high voltage-gated calcium channel activity.
GCUUUGAUGCCCUCUAUGAGCUGCGGUCACAGGAGAGGGAAUCCAGUUUGGGAUUGGAUGGUAGCAGCACGUACAACGUGGGGCAGAGUCAGCUCAUCCCUGUAAGCCCUGAAGUGAUCAAGCGCCGGCGAGGAGGGCUGAUUGAACAACGGGAUAUCAUCAAGGCACAUGAAGCACAUAAGAUGCAGAGCACACCCCAGGCAAGGCGGAAGGAGUGGGAGAUGGCUCGUUUUGGUGAGGCAAUGGCUGGCAGGCUGGGAUCCGGCGAUGGAGCCACAGAGCCGAACAGGAACCGCCAGGGAGCUCCUGCUCCUUCGGGGGGGACCCCAGGAGCCUACAAGCAAACCAAAGCCCAAAGGGCCAGGACUAUGGCGCUGUACAACCCCAUCCCUGUCCGCCAGAACUGCUUCACAGUCAACAGAUCCCUCUUCAUCUUUGGGGAAGAUAACAUUGUCAGGAAAUAUGCCAAGAAGCUCAUCGACUGGCCUCCCUUUGAAUACAUGAUUUUGGCGACCAUCAUUGCGAACUGCAUCGUUCUGGCUCUGGAGCAGCACCUCCCUGAGGAUGAUAAGACACCUAUGUCUCGGAGAUUAGAGAAGACGGAACCUUAUUUCAUUGGGAUCUUUUGCUUUGAGGCUGGCAUUAAAAUUGUUGCUUUGGGAUUCGUUUUCCACAAGGGCUCAUACCUCCGGAAUGGCUGGAAUGUAAUGGAUUUCAUUGUGGUCCUGAGUGGUAUCCUGGCCACCGCAGGGACACAUUUCAACACCCAUGUGGACCUGCGGACUCUGCGGGCGGUACGAGUGCUCAGACCUCUGAAGCUUGUCUCAGGCAUUCCUAGUUUACAGAUUGUGCUGAAAUCCAUCAUGAAGGCGAUGGUGCCUCUCCUACAGAUAGGCCUCCUUCUCUUUUUUGCUAUCCUGAUGUUUGCCAUCAUUGGCCUGGAGUUCUACAGUGGGAAGCUACACCGGGCUUGUUAUGUGAACAAUUCAGGUGAAUUACAAGAGCUGGACCCACCUCAUCCCUGUGGGGCGCAGGGAUGCCCUGCAGGUUACGAGUGCAGAGAUUGGAUCGGUCCCAAUGAUGGGAUCACUCAGUUUGACAACAUCCUCUUUGCUGUGUUGACUGUCUUCCAGUGCAUUACCAUGGAAGGAUGGACUACAGUGCUGUACAAUACCAAUGAUGCCUUAGGAGCCACCUGGAACUGGCUGUACUUCAUUCCCCUCAUCAUAAUCGGAUCAUUUUUUGUCCUUAACCUUGUCCUGGGAGUGCUUUCUGGGGAAUUUGCCAAAGAGAGAGAGCGGGUGGAGAAUCGCCGGGCUUUCAUGAAACUGAGGAGGCAGCAGCAGAUUGAACGUGAGCUGAAUGGCUACCGAGCCUGGAUAGAUAAAGCAGAGGAAGUAAUGCUGGCUGAAGAGAACAAAAAUUCUGGCACGUCUGCCUUAGAAGUACUCAGGAGGGCAACCAUCAAAAGGAACCGGACGGAAGUCAUGAAUCGGGACUCUAGUGAUGAGCGUGUGGACAUCUCCUCUGUGGGUACUCCGCUUGCUCGAGCCAGCAUCAAGAGUGCUAAAUUGGAUGGUGCCUCAUACUUCCGACACAAGGAGCGUCUACUGCGUAUCUCUGUUCGUCACAUGGUGAAAUCCCAGGUGUUCUAUUGGCUCGUUUUGAGUAUAGUGGCCCUCAACACUGCCUGUGUGGCCAUCGUCCAUCACAACCAACCUCCGUGGCUCACUCACCUCCUCUACUAUGCAGAGUUUAUAUUUCUGGGGCUCUUCCUGCUAGAGAUGUCCUUGAAGAUGUAUGGAAUGGGCCCACGCCUUUACUUUCAUUCUUCUUUCAACUGCUUUGACUGUGGGGUCACAGUGGGGAGCAUCUUUGAAGUGGUUUGGGCUAUCUUCAGACCUGGGACCUCUUUUGGGAUCAGUGUCUUACGAGCCCUGCGGCUUCUGAGAAUAUUUAAGGUCACAAAGUAUUGGGCUUCCUUGAGGAAUUUGGUGGUCUCACUGAUGAGUUCUAUGAAGUCUAUUAUCAGCCUGCUCUUCCUCCUUUUCCUCUUCAUUGUAGUCUUUGCCCUGCUUGGGAUGCAGCUGUUUGGUGGCAGAUUUAAUUUUAUGGAUGGGACUCCUUCUGCAAACUUUGAUACCUUUCCUGCAGCUAUCAUGACAGUUUUCCAGAUCCUAACAGGCGAAGACUGGAAUGAGGUGAUGUAUAAUGGGAUUCGUUCCCAAGGCGGUGUCCGCUCAGGAAUGUGGUCAUCUAUCUACUUCAUUGUCCUCACUCUAUUUGGAAACUACACCCUGCUUAAUGUCUUCUUGGCCAUCGCUGUGGACAACCUAGCCAAUGCACAGGAGCUAACAAAGGAUGAGCAAGAGGAAGAAGAGGCUUUUAACCAGAAGCAUGCUCUGCAGAAAGCGAAGGAAGUCAGUCCAAUGUCUGCUCCCAACAUGCCUGCUAUAGAAAGGGACAGAAGGAGGAGACACCACAUGUCGAUGUGGGAACCACGCACCAGCAAUCUGAGGGAGAGGAGAAGGCGGCAUCACAUGUCUGUGUGGGAGCAGCGGACCAGCCAGCUCCGCCGGCACAUGCAGAUGUCCAGCCAAGAAGGCAUCAACAAAGAAGAACCUCCUUUGCUCAACCCCCAUGCUAGUAUCUUUCGGAAGAGAAAGCCACUGGAGAAUGCCGGCCUUGAAAAGAACGAGGAGGGCAGAUCAGAGCGGACCCACACCGAAGGCCUGGAACAGCAAACCCCAGGUUCCAAUCCCUGCCCAAGCAUCAGGGAAGACCAGAAGACCCCAUCCCCGCGAGCCAAGAGAGACUGGGAGGAGUGGCAUCACAAGUCCUUCCAUGGGAACUGUGAUUUGAAUGAGCCAGAGGGCGGAGGCAGCGUGGGGGGCUUUGAGGAAAGGGCCCGGCUCAGGCAAAGCCAGAGGCGCAGCCGGCACCGCAGGGUGAGGACAGAAGCUAAAGAGAACAGGGCGGCCAGCCAGGACCCGUGCCCAGAAGGAGGAGUUAGUCCCUCCAAGGGAGAGCAGAAUGGGGAGCAAAAGAAAAACGAAGAGGAAAAGGAGGCCUUGAUUGAAAAGGAAGAGCAGGUGACCGGCGAGGAGCUGCAAAGAGCUAAUGAAGUGCCAGCAAAUGACACUGGUGCUGUGCCCACCCAAGAUCCGAGCCCCUCAAAAGACCACCAUGCAUUGGACAAAGCCACGGAUGCUAGUCCAACUCAGCAGGAUGGCAGAAGCCUAGAUACCGGCGAGCAAGCAUUGUUGGGUGACCUGCCAAUGGAGACAGGCAGGACAAUCAGCAGGAGCGAACCUGAUCUCUCCUCCAUAACAACCAAUACAGAGAAAGGCACAGAGAGCACCACCAUCAUGAUUGACGUCCAAGACUCUGCUGUGGUACAGAUAAGCAACAAGACAGAUGGAGAGGCAAGCCCUUUGAAGGAAGCAGAGACAAAGGAAGAGGAGGAUGCAGAGGCAGAGAAGAAGAAGAAACGGAAAAAGGAAAAGCGCUCUGAGACAGGCAAACCAAUGGUGCCACACAGCUCCAUGUUCAUCUUCAGCACCACAAACCCAAUCCGAAGGGCCUGCCAUUACAUCGUCAACCUGCGCUAUUUUGAGAUGUGCAUCCUCUUGGUGAUUGCAGCAAGCAGCAUUGCCUUGGCAGCAGAGGACCCUGUCCUGACCAACUCAGAAAGGAAUAAAGUCCUGAGGUAUUUUGACUAUGUUUUUACUGGCGUUUUCACCUUUGAGAUGAUUAUUAAGAUGAUAGACCAGGGAUUAAUCCUGCAAGAUGGUUCCUAUUUCCGGGACCUUUGGAACAUCCUGGAUUUCAUUGUGGUUGUUGGAGCACUGAUGGCCUUUGCCUUGGCGACCAACAAAGGCCGGGAUAUCAAAACUAUUAAGUCUCUUCGUGUUCUAAGAGUCUUGAGGCCUUUGAAGACUAUCAAGCGGUUGCCUAAACUCAAGGCUGUCUUUGACUGUGUUGUAACAUCGCUGAAGAAUGUCUUCAACAUACUCAUUGUCUACAAGCUCUUUAUGUUCAUCUUUGCUGUCAUCGCAGUUCAGCUCUUCAAGGGUAAAUUCUUCUACUGUACAGACAGCUCAAAGGACACAGAGAAAGACUGCAUAGGCAACUAUGUGGACCAUGAGAAAAACAAGAUGGAGGUGAAGUGUCGAGAAUGGAAGCGCCAUGAAUUCCACUAUGACAAUAUCAUUUGGGCAUUGCUUACACUCUUCACUGUCUCCACUGGUGAAGGGUGGCCACAGGUUCUGCAGCACUCGGUGGACGUUACUGAGGAGGACCGUGGCCCCAGUCGUAGCAACCGCAUGGAGAUGUCAAUUUUUUACGUGGUGUAUUUUGUAGUCUUUCCUUUUUUCUUUGUUAACAUCUUUGUGGCUCUCAUCAUCAUCACUUUUCAGGAGCAAGGAGACAAAAUGAUGGAGGAGUGUAGCCUGGAGAAGAAUGAGAGAGCAUGCAUCGACUUUGCCAUCAGCGCCAAACCCCUCACCCGCUACAUGCCUCAAAACCGACACACCUUUCAGUACCGGGUCUGGCACUUUGUUGUCUCCCCAUCAUUUGAAUACACCAUCAUGGCCAUGAUAGCACUUAACACUGUGGUUCUAAUGAUGAAGUACUAUUCUGCUCCUUACACAUAUGAACUGGCGCUGAAGUAUUUGAACAUUGCUUUUACCAUGGUUUUCUCAUUGGAAUGUGUCUUGAAAAUUAUUGCUUUUGGCUUCCUGAAUUAUUUCCGUGACACCUGGAACAUCUUUGAUUUCAUCACCGUGAUUGGCAGCAUUACAGAAAUUAUCUUGACGGAUAGCAAGCUGGUAAAUACCAGCAGUUUCAAUAUGAGUUUUCUGAAGCUGUUCCGGGCAGCCCGUCUCAUCAAACUGCUUCGCCAGGGUUACACCAUUCGGAUUCUGCUAUGGACUUUUGUGCAGUCAUUCAAGGCCCUUCCGUAUGUCUGUCUCCUGAUCGCAAUGCUCUUCUUCAUUUAUGCAAUCAUUGGAAUGCAGGUUUUUGGAAAUAUCAAACUAGAUGAAGAAAGCCACAUUAACCGUCACAACAACUUCCGCAGCUUCCUGGGUUCACUUAUGCUUCUUUUCAGGAGUGCCACAGGGGAGGCAUGGCAGGAGAUCAUGCUUUCAUGCCUGGAGGGUAAAGGCUGUGAGCCAGACACCACUGCAACAUCUGGACAAAAUGAAAAUGAACGAUGUGGCACCGAACUGGCAUAUGUUUACUUUGUGUCCUUCAUCUUCUUCUGCUCCUUCUUGAUGCUCAACCUCUUUGUGGCCGUCAUCAUGGACAAUUUUGAGUACCUGACUCGGGAUUCCUCCAUCUUGGGGCCUCAUCACCUUGAUGAAUUUGUCCGGAUUUGGGCAGAGUACGACAGAGCUGCAUGUGGCCGCAUCCAUUACACUGAGAUGUAUGAAAUGCUGACUCUCAUGUCCCCACCACUAGGCCUCGGCAAGAGAUGUCCCUCCAAAGUUGCUUAUAAGAGGCUGGUCCUGAUGAAUAUGCCUGUGGCAGAAGACAACACAGUUCAUUUCACUUCCACCUUAAUGGCACUCAUCCGAACAGCUUUGGAUAUUAAGAUUGCUAAAGGUGGUGCAGACUGGCAGCUGCUGGACUCUGGACUCCAGAAGGAGAUUCUGACCAUCUGGCCUCACCUUUCACAGAAGAUGCUAGAUCUGCUGGUGCCCAUGCCAAAAACUACAGACCUGACCAUUGGCAAAAUCUACGCAGCAAUGAUGAUAAUGGACUAUUAUAAGCAAAGUAAAGCUAAGAAACAACGGCAGCAACUGGAAGAACAGAAAAAUGCCCCAAUGUUCCAGCGCAUGGAGCCUUCCUCUCUUCCUCAGGAGAUCAUUUCUAAUGCCAAAGCUUUGCCUUACCUCCAGCAGGAUACACUUUCAGGACUGAGCAGCCGGAGCAGGUUCCCCUCCCUGAGUCCACUCUCUCCACAAGAGAUAUUCCAGUUGGCAUGUAUGGAUUCAGCUCAUGGGGAAUACCAGGAGCAGCAAUCUCUGGAGCCAGAGGUUAGAGAGUUUAAAAGAGUGCAGCCCUCUAACUGUGGCAGCGACCUCCCUGUGGACACACAAGAACGAGCUGUAUCUGGGAGGGCCUCUUCCAUGCCACGCCUGACCGUGGAUCCCCAGGUGGUUACAGACCCAGGCUCCAUGAGACGCUCAUUUUCUACCAUUCGAGACAAGCGGACAAACACUUCCUGGUUAGAUGAGUUUUCCAUGGAAAAGAGCAGUGAAAAUACCUACAAAUCCCGCCGGCGCAGUUACCAUUCUGCACUUCAUCUGUCUUCGCGGCGCCUCAACACAGACUCAGGCCACCGAUCUGACACCCAUCGGUCGGGAGGCAGAGAGCGAGGCCGCUCCAAGGAACGCAAGCACUUGCUCUCUCCAGACAUCUCCCGUUGCAACUCAGAGGAAAGGAGUCCGCCAGCAGAUGGUGACUCUCCGGAGCGACGUCAGUCCAGGUCCCCCAGUGAAGGCAGAUCACAAACCCCCAACAGACAGGGCACAGGCUCCUUGAGUGAGAGCUCCAUCCCAUCUAUAUCUGACACCAGCACGCCAAGACGAAGCCGGCGCCAGCUCCCUCCAGUGCCGCCAAAGCCACGCCCCCUCAUUUCCUAUGCGGCUAUGAUGCAGCACUGUGGCGACAUCUCCCCACAACCUGACGAUAGUGAGGGUGGCUCCCCUCUGCUUUCUGGGGCUCUGGAGACAAACAACGCCUGCUUGACUGAGUCUUCCAGCUCCCCGCAGGGAAAGCAGUCUCUUCUCUCCACCCCACAGCGCUACAUCUCAGAGCCUUACCUGAUGCUCCAGGAUGACUCCCAUGCUUCAGACUGUGGGGAGGAGGAGACACUCACCUUUGAAGCUGCCGUGGCCACCAGCCUUGGCCGCUCCAACACGAUUGCAGUCGGCCCUCGUUCGAGGCACAGCUGGCAGAUGCCCAACGGGCACUACCGCAGGAGGAGGAGAGGAGGGGCAUCGCAAGGGGUGAUGUGUGGGGCUGGCAUCGACGUACUAAGUGAUACGGAAGAAGAUGACAAGUGCUAGAGGCUGCCUCCCCUCCCCCUCUCCUCUGACGCAUGCUGUUUGCCACAUUUGGAAAUGAAGCGAGACAGAAAUCAAAUGCAGCAGCCAGAAACCGAGCCUUUGUGCAAAAGGGAAAAGAAAAAAGAAGUCCAACCCACGGAUUCUGUUUCCGCCCCCCUUUUUCUCAAUUGCACAGAAUCCUUUGAUUAGCUCCUGCAGCCUUGGACCCAGCAAAGAUGCACCUGCUUCUGAAGCAGGAGUGAAGCCUGGCAACAGCAGCCCUCCUCUCAAGUCACGGGGGGCUCCUCCCCUCCCAGUCGGCCAAAGCCAAGAGUGUGUGCCCAAGGAGAGCCAGAAGUCACAAAAGAAACAUAGCAGGAUACAACCUGAACUUGAGUUUUGUUUUUAUCACUUUGUCCCUAGAUCCUAGGCAAAAACAAAGAGGAGAAAAAACCCAGUUGGUAGUUUGGGUGUGUGUGUGUGUGGUUAAUUCUGUGAGGUGUGCCUUCUUUGGCGAUCCCUCCUGUGACUCAUCCAGUUGGAGGGAUAGGAUGGAGGUCCUGACCCAGAGCUUCUUCUUCAGGAGUGGAGGUCACAACGUGGGUUUUUAAGUUUGCUUUCCUUAUGACAAAACUGAAGGAGAAGGUGUGCUGAGAGGAAGACAGGGCGGAGACACCCUGGGCAGUGGUGGCCACAUGCGGUGAAAUGAGGUCUGAAUGAACCCAAGUCUCUGGGAUGAUGGGGAUGAUGGUAAAGGGGUAUCAGGGCCAUUGCUGCUAAAUGUAUGUAACUUGCCAUUCUCCGAAAUGCUUAUUUAUGUUCUGGGAAUGGAAUGUGUAGAGCGUAUAUAUAGAUAUGUGUGUGUGAGCAUAAACAUGCACACAUGUAUAGAUUUAUUCUAAUAAACGGGUGUAUUGCUAGCACCAGGACGGUAUAUUAUUUUACCCUCAGAGAGAGGGAGGAGGCUGUGGUGUAUUGUCCUAUGGAAGUUCUAUGGAACUGUAGAAUUUAAGAGAUGUCAGUUGUGUUCUGUGUCAGGGAUGGACAACUUUUGUAUUCUAGAAGGUUGCUCAAUUUUCCAGACACUGCUCUGGGACCUGGAAGUCUCUGGUCCCUCCUCACACAUAAUUGGGCUCUAGCAGCUUUAUUAUAAAGUUGGCCUAGCAGUAAGGGCUUCCUGCAAAGCCUUCUUGCUUCUGUCUCCUUACAAGUGAGCUUUUUUUUUUGGCUCCAUACCUUGAUCAAAAUUUGGUAGGACAAGUAUUUGAGGGGAAGCAGAUAAAACUGCUUCCGGGGCCAAGUCCAACUUGUGUACCACCGCCAUCCAUCCCCGUUCUGUAAGAUUGUGAUGGCUCUGGAAUAAGCCAGCUCUGGAAAAUAAGCCAGCAUCUGGCUGGUCACUGGGAGGUAUACAAGAUACUGGACUAGGUGUACCUUUGAUCUUAUCCAGCAGGAUUCUGCUUGUGUGUUCUUAAAGAUGCCCCUGAAAAUGAAAGCCAUCAGCUAACUCCAUUCAACAGGUGUUGGCAAAUGCUUUCAGUUAACCAAGGUGCUUAGUGUAGGAUUCUUCUCUUCUCUUCCUGCUCAGCAUUGCGUUCAUUUGGGCAGACCUUUCCUUUCUUCAGCUUAGAAGGCAGGUGGGUCAUUGAUCUGAGGGUGGGGGAGUAGGGAUUCUUACUUACUCUUUUCUGGAAUACUGGAUGCAAAUGGCACUUUGAUUGCUAAGCUUUUGUUCCCACGGGUGGUUUUGUUUUGAGAGCAAAAUAAAACUCCAGUAAGAGUGCAGAGAGGAGAGUGAACCUCAGGUAGAGCUAGAGAGACAUUUACUCCAUUGGGUAAAUAAAAGGUCCAAGGAAAUGCUGGUAGGAGUCUCUGAUUGUCACAUUUACCAGGUGUGAAAGAAAAGGCCAACAGCCACAUACCAUGACAGAACAGGAUAACGUUUUAAAAGCAUUGAACCCCAAAGCCACUUUAAAUACAUUUACUGGAUGAAAUUGUGCAUCUACUAAAGAUUCUUGAAUUUAAGAAUCAAUCUGAAGCUGGGGGCUGAGGGGUCAGGAGAAUCUGGGUGCUAUGAGCAUUUAAAGCUGGUUGCGCAUACAGAAAGAUAUGAGCAGGAUCUUCUAGAGAAGUUGUGAUGCUUCCUGAAAAAACAUUAUUGCAGUUGUUUUGUGACUACCUUCCAGUGUGUAACUGAUCUGACAAUAUUGGUCCAGCAUAAAUGCCUUCUGCGCAUUAUGUGCUAUGCUUCCUUUCCCAGGUCAGUUCUAGAAUGAUACAGGUACAACCAGUCCUCCUCUGGCACAGAUAGCACUCUGGAUCCGUGCUCCCCACUCACCUUUGGGUUGAGUGCCUCUGCCACUCACUAUCCAAUUCCAGAGAGGAAUGGGAGGAAAGAAGCACUUUUACAGAGCACCCACAGAACGUGCUCUCCACCAGUGGCCUGGCCACCAUGAACCAACUGGUGUGGUGAAGCAACUGGGCAGCAGUGCUAGUGCUUGGAAGCUGGUUAUGCACAGCACCCAACUGCCUGGUCUCAUGUGAUCUCCUCACUAACAGGCCUGUUUAGGAGAUACUGUGAAAUUGAGACCAUUCAUCCAUUUCCAAGGUUUUGGAGGCUGCAUGGGAUUAUUACUGCCCAGGCUUCACAAUACAUGCUAAAUGUUUGUAUGUCUGCCUUUUUAAAAAAGCUAAAUAGCAGUUGCAAUUUGGUGGUGGUGGGCGGGGUAAUGCAACCGGAAUGGGACGGCACAGAAAGGGAGUAUUUAACCCUUUCCCACCUUAAUCGGGUCCUGAUGAAAAUCGUGCCCCUGAAGCUCUUAUUCACUCUGGGAAGGAAACUUCUGUGGGUGCCAGUGGAAGCUUUCCCUUCAGCUUGAAGGGCAUGAUUUUGGUCAGGACCACACUGUGGAGGGAGAGGAUCUUGUGCACCACGGUCCUGGUCUUACAUGCCCUGCCCGCAUGCAGCUGCUGCUUAGUUAAAAACAAAACAAACCCAAACAUGCCAGGCCAAAUGAUUGAUGCACGUAUUAUAUUUGGCCCUCAGUGGAAAGACUGCUUGCUUUGCAUGCAGGUUUUUCCGUCUCAAGCAUCUCUGCUUCUAAAGGGGAGGCCAAGAAGGCCUUGGCAGGGAGUUCAGUGUUCUUGGUACAAGGCUCUGGCUAAGGCCUUAGGCUAGGUAGCACCCAUUUUCCUUCCUUUCUUCUCCCCUGGCUCAGCUUCCAAGCACCGAGCCGAGCUCUGGAGGAAUCCCCUUUGGACCAGCUGACUCUAGCCCUUAAAUGCUGCCUCCUAGCCAAAACCCACUUCAUGCAGUAUUUCCUUCCCUAGUCCCUCAUGAGGAAUUGCAAGGGAACACAUCCCUGUUACCUGGCAACAAGCCCAGUAUUCCCCUGAUAUCUCCUGCAAUGGGUGAGGUCAUGCUUUUGUUGCUGUGGCAACUGGGUGAUCCACUUCCUGCUUCAUCACCUCUCUUCAGUUCAUUGCUUUUCCCCAGCCUUGGCAUCGGUGCCACUCCCACACAACUGAAAAGGACUUCGUCUUCUGUUGGUCAGAGUAAGCCCCACUGGGCUAGAUAGACCAGUGGUUUAAACCGGCAGCUCCUUUAAGUCUUCUGGGUCCCCAUUCUGGAGUGAUCAGUAAAAUAUUGAUCUUUCUUUCUGCAGGGACACAAGCUGGAGAAAUAGGAUGGAAUAAAAUUAUCAAGAUAGUAUGCUUAUUUGCAUAUUAUACAGGAGCAUAUCAUACACAUGUCAGGAAAUACUGUCAUCCAAGGUUGAAUCAAAGCAAAAUAUGCUUGAAACUGACCUGAAGCAGAACUAAUUGAGAUGUUAUUCCUGCAGUUCUGUUGCACAGUUAACUAAUCGCACAAGCAGUCUACUCAUCUGAGCAAUGUCAUGUCAGGUGAAGAAACCUGGAGAACUCCACAAUCCACUUCCAAGAGCAGGCUGAGCUCUUCCUGUGCAUAGAAGCUGAUCUGUGAAGUUCUGCAAGUUUCCUCCUCUGACUUGAUGCUGCACGCAAGAGGAAGUAACCACCAGCAUGAGCCAGCAAAAAUACCAUUUUAAUCCAUUGAUAAUAUCCCUUUUCCCCAUCUGUUCAAAUUCUCUCACCCAUUCCCUUAAAGCAUUUCAGUGCAAACACCGCAAAUAUGAGUAGGUUUCAUGGUUUGGAAACCUUGAUUCUCAACAGUCUCACAAAACCCAAAGUUCUUUCAAGCUUGCUUGAAAGAAAGUAAUGGCAGUUUAACUCAUUUAGAAUCAGUUUGGUCAUUGCGUGUGGAUUUGGCCCUAGGUUGUCUUCACACGUGAUGAUUAAAUCUGCUUUUGCUUAUUCUGUGUCUGUAACUUGAAUGUGGAACCUCCAUUGACCAAAAUGUGCAUUUAGCUUUAAAAGGGCUCUCUUUCCUGCUAUUGAUAAGAGCCAUCUCCUGAGCACACAAAUAGCACUCAAGAGGUUCAAAGGCACUUUCAGUGUAUGUAGUUUGUUUAAUGCUCUUUGUUUCAUACUCUCAGGACAGCGAAAAUAGUUAUACAGAGCCUAUACAGAGAGUUAACCUGAUUACCAUCGAAGGCUCUUGAAACCUCUUUGCAAUCCUUUGAGGGUCUCUACCUCAUCACUUCCCAUCCCAGCUAGCACUUCUUUUCAAAACUCAGUUUAUAUUUUGCCUGCCUUUGCCUCAGGAAGUACAUUUAAAGUGGUAUAACUGGGGCCAAUGUUACCCAUGGCAUACACAUUAAUUAAUUUUGUUCCACUGUUGUUUUGGAUCAAACAAGUUGUGCAGGUUUUAAAAAGAACGACAAAAACCUGCAAAGCCUAUUUGACCAGAAGCAGUGAUAUAAAUGUGCACCCCGUGGGCAGUAAUGCCUCUCUCAUUCUACCUUAAACUCUUUGAAAUAACUAUUGUCUGUUCCAGCUUUUUAUGCAUUUUUAUGUACAGAUCUCCUGCUUCAGUUGCAAGUGUCCCAACUCUUAGUUUCUUCUCUCCCUGUGGUAAUUGGAUAGGAAAUCCAAUUUAGUUACGUCUAAUAUCAAGCAGAGAUUUGGAGUUAGCAUAGGGGCUUAAGGAAGCAAUUAAAAGAGUUUCAGGCUUUAUAAUAAUGUGUUCCUGGAGGGUGUGCAUGUGUUACUAGAAUGAUAUGGGAUCAUGGGAGUUGUUUCUUGUUGGCUGUUCCUAAAGCACAGUAAUGACUACUUAUAUUUUAAUAUUAAAGUGUGAAAUAAUAUUGCCAUUAAAGUCAGCUAGUCCAAUGUAUCAUUUAUUUAAAGAAAAUUAGUCAUUUACCAUUGGAUAAUUUUAUACCAGAUGAAUUAUUCAUAGUUAAAAUUAGGUUCAAAGAGAAUGGUGGCUGGAAUGAAGCCCAGUGAGGAUGAUUCUCAAGGUGGAGCUACACCUUACCUUGGCAAACACAUCUCCAACCAAUAGUAAUGCAGGGACGCGGGGAGUGCCUUUCCGGAGGAGAGUCUGUAGGUAAGAGCCCCUGGUGGCGCAGUGGUAAAACUGCCGCCCUGUAACCAGAAGGUUACAAGUUUGAUCCUGACCAGGGGCUCAAGGUUGACUCAGCCUUCCAUCCUUCCGAGGUCGGUAAAAUGAGUACCCAGAAUGUUGGGGGCAAUAUGCUAAUCAUUGUAAACCGCUUAGAGAGCUCUGGCUAUAGAGCGGUAUAUAAACGUAAGUGCUAUUGCUAUUGCUAAGAGAGAGUGCUUAACUAUAGCCCUUUUCCGCCAGGCCUUCCCGCGACAGUUAGGUUUAUAUUUGGUCUCAGAGCCAAUGCAGGAGGGGAGAGACAACAGCAGCUAAGAGGGGAUUGCAGGGGGGUAUUGGCCAGUGCAGGAAGAGUGAAGCAUUUCUGUGUUUGCUCCUAACAUGGUUACACCUCUCAGUGAUCUGGCUAUGCAAAGUUAUCCAGUUCCCCAUGAGAUGCUAACUAUAAUCCAAUCAGAAUAUUGUUUGCAAAGAUGUACCCCUCCAUGAUGCAAACUUGAAAAAGAAGUUUGGUUUGUGGAGAUAUGGCAGAGCUGAGUCCCGUCCCGUCCCCGUCCCCCCCAUCAUAUGUUGUAAAUAAAAAGGUUGGCAUCUUGAGCUUCUAAAUGCAAAAAAAAAAAAAAGAUUUCUUAUCAUAAGCCAUGCUUUUUGUAAAUAUAUAAUGGGGGUGAGCAACAUGAAAAGGGGUUUUGUUUGUUUGUUUUUAUAGGGGUUGGGGAGGAGGACAUUGCAGAGCAGCAACUUGUUUCAUAUUGAUUUUAAAGUUGUCUUGUUGAUGCCUUUCUGAUUACAGAGACCAGUGAGUGUGCUAUGAAAUUUCUAUUAGAAUUUUGAAAUGUUUCUACCAUGUAUGGGUGGGGGGAACCUCUAUAUUUCAAGCUUAAUGUCACUUUAGCCCACAAUCUAGUAAUCUCUUCUAUGAAAGCUUAACGUUGGCUCUCAGCAACCACCCUCAGAAGAGGACAUGUGCUGCAGCCCUUUAACCCCAAGAACACAGAUGGAUUGUUUGGGGCCUUUAAAUAAGUGGAGCACCAUUGGACCAAAGAGCUUCUAUUUAGCUAUAUUAGAGCUGGGAUAUAUUGAGGUUGUUCACACAAGCAGCCCUACCUGGGUAGGCCUGCUUGUGUGAAGCGCCGGGAUCAAGGCUGAUCCUGGGGCUGACCCCCUUCAUAGCCCGGAAAUUUUACCCAACCAUUUACCUGGGUAGAAGGGCACGAGUGUGUCACUUUAUCCAGGUACAGGGCCAUGUGAAUGCUUGGGCUGCACACAGCCGACAGCAAGCUGGGCACCUAGAACACCUGACUCAUGGCAGGAUUCCUCAAUGCACGGCAAUUGUUGCAAGGUUGCCACACUUGUUAUACAGUGCACUGUGGGAUAUCAGGUGCUGAGACUCAUUUUCUGGUUCCCCUACAGAUGUGGGAACAUCUGCCCUCUCUCAACAAAUGCAUUCCCACAUUGGGUGCCCACUUUACUAACAGAAGGACUGAUGCCCAGUUAGAAGAGAUGUGUGCAUCUGAGCUGAAUGCAGCACCCCCAUGUGUUGCAGCCUCAGACUAAAUACAUAGUUUGGGAUACUGAAGCAUCACCCUUUGGGCAAGCCAACCUGAGAAUGCUCAUGCUUUCAUUGGCUUCUCCCACCUGCACCCCAGUCCAUACCAUUAAAGCCUCAUUCUUGGGACGAGGAUCUUUGGGAUCUCUAUCAUUUAUGAAUUAGUUAUGAGGAAGGCAGGAAACAGAGUGGGAAGGACAAAGCCUAUCAUAAAAGCAGGAGGAGGAAAAGGUGGUGGUGGUGGGUGGUCUUUAUAUCCAAUCUCAAUCAAACAAAAUGGUCCCAAUUUUUUUUAAAGGUUAGUCAUGCCUAAAUCCUGCUGAGUGCAACAGCAGCGCAAUCCUAUGCACUUUUAUUCAGAAAGAAGUUGAGUUCACCUAGUUCAAUAGGGCUUACUUCCCAGAAAGUGUGUUUAGGACUGCAGUCUUAAUUUAGUUGGGUGACUGUAUUUCAGCAGGACUUAAGUGCAAUUUAUAUUCUUAGAUUGGGGUCAAUGUGCUUCGUAAUCUGGACAGAGAGUUUAGAAUCAAAUCAAAUAAAUAAAAUAUAGGCUAUGGAUGUUCACACAAGUCUUUCCUAUUUGGACUUUAUUUUAACCUUCCUUGUUAAACCUUCCUUGUGCCAGCAAUUGGCACACCACACAGAAGAAAAAUAGUUUUGCUGAUCAAGAUGGUUUUCUAUAUAUUAGUGAGUCAUUAACAUGAGGAAGCUACUUGUAUAAAGUUAAACUAAAUUGCAGGGUUGGAGAUCUUGCUUCUCUGUGACAACAUGAAUCUUUUUGCAUUCUGUUCCCAAGGAUUUGCUUUUAUUGCUUAUACUUGCAUCCUGAUCCCAACAAGAGGAAGCGCAUCACAAUGGGCCCAAUCAGGACGAGUACCUCUGAUGCAGAAAGUACUCAUGGGAGUGUGUGUGGGGGGGUCCCCACAGGGGCUACUAGUCACAUUCCACACACCAGGGUGUAACUGGAACUGGUUUGGGGCCAGACAGCUUUGGCAGUAUCUAAUGAAUGCAAGGGGGUUCAAAUAUAUGAGGAACACAAAUCAAAACUGUGCAUGUAUCUUAGGCCAUGCCUGCAAAACUCCAAAGUAGAAAGCUAAUGAAGAGGCAGGGAAAGGUGGUGGUGAGGCUUCAGUUUGACAGCAUCCCAUUUUAUUAAGGAAUUGGGAUUAGUUUUCUUUCUACUUAAAUUAUAUUUCCUAGCCUAAAGAAGGCUUCCAUGUGACCAGACUAUUUGCUGCUAAGCUGUCAGUCUGCCAAGCUGGAGGAAGAGCUGUGCUGCAAAGCACUUCAAAAAGGAGGCGGGGGUUGCCAAUUGCUCUGACUCUUAAGCCACUCGUCACCAAAGCAGCUGCAAAAUGGAGGAACGAAUAAUAGCAUACUACCAAGCGAGAGGGUGAAUUACAACAGGGCAGGUCUGGGAAAUGUUGCCACAUAAAGAUAGAUAUGAAAUGGGGAUGAAAUGGAGCUGGGGGAGAAUUGCAUCUUGUGAGAACCGAGAUAAACUUGACCUUGGUUCAGUACAAACUUAACACAGAGGUCAACUGAGAUCGCACCCAUUAAUGUUUGUGGCUAGCAAAUGAUUUGGUAGCCUGAGGCAGGUCGCUGUACCAAGCCUCUCUGAAGUGUCCGAAGCCAUUUCAUCUCAAUUUUACAGGAAGACCAGGGAACAAAAAGGGGAGGCUGCAACCUACUUUGGUGAUGCUGUGCUGACGCGCAUUAAGCUGGGUACCGCCAUACAGCCCUCACCUUGUGGUUUCCCUAGCACUGAAGCCUGAGCUCCUGGCCAGCUGAUGUGCUUCAUAGAAGCAGCAGGGUCACAGCUCCCUGGAGUGGCAUCCAGGCACCUCGUCCAAAGCCAGAUAAUGCGUCCAGCGCUGCAUGUUGAUGAGGUGGAUAUAUUGUAACAUAAAUGCUUGUUUGGAUCCAAAAUAAAAUCACACAAAAAAAUUACAAAAAUUGUAAAACUUUAAUGUUUUUUUGUCAAAGAAAAAAUAAAAUAAAACCUUGUUGUAAAGAAUUA